Molecule: messenger RNA, 2920 nt
Organism: Archocentrus centrarchus (flier cichlid)
Lineage: Eukaryota; Metazoa; Chordata; Actinopteri; Cichliformes; Cichlidae
Gene: prkag1
Product: protein kinase, AMP-activated, gamma 1 non-catalytic subunit
Exons: 13
Coding region: 116-1096 (326 amino acids)
Biological process (GO): protein phosphorylation; regulation of catalytic activity
Cellular component (GO): nucleotide-activated protein kinase complex; cytoplasm; nucleus
Molecular function (GO): protein kinase regulator activity; protein kinase binding; AMP binding
Source: RefSeq, a predicted model, not a curated record
GGUAAUGACUGUCCAACCAUUCAUGCUGAUCACUGUUAGUUAUAGCGGAAGACCUUCAAGGCUUGGAAAGCUGUACACAUAACCGGCUACAGAGAGGCGAAUCUGCUAAUGGGACAUGGAGUGUAUUCCAGUAACCAUUGAUGAUCUUGAGGGCAAAAAGGACCCAGUCAUUGAAGAUCCAGAGCACAAUGCGUACACCAGGUUUAUGAAGUCCCACCGCUGUUAUGACCUUGUGCCCACCAGCUCCAAAUUAGUUGUGUUUGAUACAUCACUUCAGGUGAAGAAGGCAUUUUUUGCUCUUGUUUCUAAUGGAGUGAGAGCUGCGCCUUUAUGGGAUAGCAAGAAGCAGUGCUUUGUUGGUAUGCUAACCAUCACAGACUUCAUUAAUAUUCUUCAUCGCUAUUACAAAUCUCCACUGGUUCAGAUAUAUGAGUUGGAAGAGCAUAAAAUUGAAACAUGGAGAGAGGUGUACCUUCAAGACUCUUUCAAGCCCCUGGUUAGCAUAUCUCCUAAUGCAAGUUUGUAUGAUGCUGUUUCAUCGCUGCUGAAGAACAAGAUCCACAGAUUGCCUGUAAUUGACCCUCUGACAGGGAACACGCUCUAUAUUCUCACACACAAGAGGAUUCUCAAGUUCCUGAAGCUUUUUAUAUCAGAGAUGCCAAAACCCUCAUUCUUGAGUCAGACUUUAGAGGAACUGAAUAUUGGGACCUUCAAGAACAUAGCAGUGGUCCGUGCAGACACACCGCUCUACACAGCUCUGGGUAUUUUUGUUGAGCAGAGAGUGUCGGCGCUCCCUGUUGUUGAUGACAAAGGUCGAGUGGUGGACAUAUACUCAAAAUUUGAUGUUAUAAAUCUGGCAGCAGAGAAGACGUACAACAACCUGGAUGUGACGGUGACCAAAGCCUUACAGCACCGCUCUCAGUACUUUGAAGGAGUGCUGACGUGCAACAGGCACGAGUCCCUCGAGGCCAUUAUCAACAGACUGGUGGAGGCUGAGGUGCACAGGCUGGUGGUAGUGGACGAGCAUGAGGUGGUGAAGGGAAUCGUCUCCCUUUCAGAUAUCCUCCAAGCCUUAGUGCUUACUGAUGGAGAAUAGAGGACAGCUUGGAAAACUUAUUCAAACAACGAAAGGUUGCACGUUUUUAAAAAUGACACCACAGUAUAGGAGAGGGGAUAACCAGGCCUGGCAGAGGGGAAUUAUGACAGCAAAUGGAAGUUAUAACCAUCUUUUUUUUUUUUUUUUUUUUUUUUUUUUUAAAGUUGACACAUGAAUAUUUCCCCUCGUCUACCAAAACACAAAGUUUGUGAUGUUUAAACUAUAUAGAAAUAUAUUUUUGUGGUCCUACAGCUUAGACAGAACCUCCUGUAAAUUGAGCCAAAUUCUGAAUCACUGGAGAACCAAGAGAGAUGCAAAAGCACAAGAAUCCUCUGGAGGGGAGCUGUAGCUGCUCAGGAUUACCAAGCAGCAUAUGUUUGCUGUGCUGAUCUGCAUAUAAUUGGGACAGUUGUAUGAUUCCCAAAUAUAUGUUUCCAUUAAUAAAAUAAUCAGUUACCUUACAGGAAAACUGAUUUGCCUGUAUUGCCUUUUGCUGGCAUCACUUCACUUCUGCUCUAAGGCUGAAAUCUACAAGCACAUCAAGCCUGUCAAAAGGGUAAAAACUGCAGCUUUGACUGAUUAGCAUUCUUUUAACACAUCUGAGACUUUUCUGAGCCUGGUUCUGUGUACAGCUAAGUAGUAGUAUGAUGUUAUUGAUAUUAUUCCUCAUUCAGUUAACUUGAUUAUAUAAAUGCUGGUGGAAGAUUAAACUGUCAUUUUCAAUUUGAACAACAUCACUCCUCCCAUAUGAAAAGACAAAUUGAGUACUUACCUCCACCAAUGAUGUUUUGUGAUUGGUUCCCCUGUACCAGAUGUAGGACUGAGGCCAAUUUACAAGUCAUUAACUUUUGGAGCUGAUCUGGAUGCACAUCAAAUUUUUCUCAACAAAUUAAUCUGGAUCCAUAUAUCUUUGUGGAUUCAGGGACUCUCUGCAUGCAUGAUCUGGAGGAAAUUUUCAGCCUUGGUGGAGAUAUGCAGCCUCAGACUGCUCUUUCUACUGAAGUAUCAGUAUCAUUGCAUAUGUAAUAGAUACAGUAUUCUACAGCCAUGCAGUACAUUUGACUUAAGAAUGAACAAAUAUUUGGUCUAAUAUGUUCCCUCCAAAACAGCUGAAUGAGGUUUCUGCAAAGAAUCCAAGGGCUCAGAGUUCAGUCUGUUGUGUAGCCAGACAGCCACGAAGCAAAGCUGGAAGAGCACUCAAAGUGAAGUCUAAAAUGUCAUUUAUGAAUUUGCUGUUGGAAAUGACCAUUAACUGUGCUGUAUUCUUUUUGAGUGCCCAUCUCCAGAUAUUUAUGGGUGUUAUGUUUUGCCAUUAUGUGUGUUGUUUUCAGGUAUAACUACAUGUGUAAUGAAUUCUAUACUUCAGCGACGCUUUUUUUUUUUUUUUUGUUGUGCCGAUUCUGUUGUCAUUAUCAGUGGUAAAGGGAUCUGCUUAUGGCUUAAGUGCUCCAAAAUCUCACGUUAUUGAAGAGGUCCAUAAUUUGACAGUAAUGGUCGAAUUUACAAUUUGUGUGUUUUUGUUUUUCCUUUUUUUUUUUUAUGUGUUGUGUUGAUGUGAUUUACAGUAAUUUACUGUGUCAGAACAUCAGAUAUAAUAGGUUUAUUUACAGUUUUUAUGUCUUGUUGUGUUUAGGGGACUGACCUUAUCAAAAUCACUACAUACCAGCAUUUUCUUUCUAUUUUCUAAAGAGGAUAAGUAAGGAACAUGCCACAGUUACUGUUUUGGUAAAUGUGAAAUGGAUUCUGUACAACUCUAUGUAAAUGCACAGUUUUUGUACUAAUCCAGUGAUGAUAUAAUUUAAACAAUGAGCAAUAAAGGUUCUU